This is a messenger RNA of Microplitis mediator, 1496 nucleotides long. RefSeq names its product 2-oxoglutarate and iron-dependent oxygenase JMJD4-like. The coding region runs from base 124 to 1341 and encodes 405 amino acids. NCBI's taxonomy places the organism in Eukaryota, Metazoa, Arthropoda, Insecta, Hymenoptera, Braconidae. The transcript has 5 exons. The record is from RefSeq and is a predicted model, not a curated record. Gene Ontology annotation, molecular function: histone H4R3 demethylase activity; sequence-specific DNA binding. Gene Ontology annotation, biological process: positive regulation of translational termination; protein hydroxylation; negative regulation of gene expression. Gene Ontology annotation, cellular component: nucleus; cytoplasm.
AGAAAAUAUAUACAGAGAAUGGUGUUGGUGUUGGUGACGGUGGUGUUUUUGUUUUGACAGAAUGGAGAUUAUAAAUUAUUAAUUUAUUAAUAUUUUAUUAUUUAAUAAUUAUAUUUUUGAUCAAUGGAGCUUGUAGAAAUAAAUAAUAAUAAUAUAAAUAAUAAAUUAAAUGAUGAUAAUGAUUUAAAAGUAAUUAGCAAUACACGACUUAAUACUGCAAUAACUUACAAUGAUUUUUUUACGCAAUAUUUAAUUAAAAAUGAACCGUGUGUCUUCAAAUGUGGCAUUACCAAUGAAUGGCCAUGUGUUAACAAAUGGAUAUUUAAUAAUCAGCCAAAUUUUAAACAUUUAAAGCAACUUUAUGGUAAUUGUAAAGUGCCUGUGGCAAACUGCAAAAUAAAAUACUACAAUGCACAACAGAAAAAUGAAAUGACAAUUGAAAAAUUUAUGAAUUACUGGGAAGAAUAUAAAAAUAAAAAUUAUUCAAAUGAAUUGCCUGUUUUAUAUUUAAAAGAUUGGCAUUGUUUAAGAGACAAUCCAAAUGAUUUCAUUUAUAAAGUACCAAAGUAUUUUUCUUCUGAUUGGCUCAAUGAAUAUUAUUUAGCACAUCCAGAGCUGUCUGAUGAUUACAUGUUUGUUUAUAUGGGACCAAAAGGAUCAUGGACACCUCUUCAUGUUGAUGUAUUCACUUCGUUCAGUUGGUCAGCAAAUAUAGUAGGAACAAAACGAUGGUUACUAUUCCCUCCAGGUGAAGAAAAUAAUCUUUGUGAUGUACAUGGCCAUUUACUGUACGAUAUUGAUUCACCUGAGAUCAAUAAUUCAUUUAUUAAUCAUAAAAAAUGGUUUGAAAUAAUUCAAGGUCCUGGUGAAAUUGUUUUUGUACCUUCUGGAUGGCAUCAUCAAGUUUGGAAUCUGGAAGACACGAUAUCAAUAAAUCAUAACUGGAUUAACGGAUGUAAUAUAUUAAAUGUAUGGAAGGAAUUAAAGAAAGCACUAUUAGCUGUGAUGAAAGAAAUAUCCGAUUGCUACAACAUGGACAAUUGGAUGUCUCAAUGUCAAACUAUUUUAAAAGCAUCUCACGGCAUGGAUUAUUUACAAUUUUAUGAAUUUCUGUCAUUCAUUAUUAAAAAACGUCUUAAUUCCAUCAGCAGCAAUAAGCCGUGCACUAAUUUUGACACAUGGGAAUUUGGCCUAAAUCAUGUACUAUUUGAUCUCAAACAAGCCAAAUGUGUAUUAAAUUGUCUAAUAAUUGAUUCGAGAGAUAACAAUAUCUACGAUAUUGUUUUUCGUGAUAACAGGCCUGAAAAUUUGAUCCAACGUAUCGACGCAAUUUUAAUAUAAAUAUAUAUUUUAAUAAAAAUAGUUUAUAAUAAUAAUAAUAAAAAAAAUAUAGAUUUAUAAAUAAAAUUAUGUGCAACGAUUGGCCUUAACAGUAACAUAAAGCCUACAAUGGUCUAAUAAAUAAUUAAAUAACAUUUAUUAAUAUUGCCAACUCA